GAGUCAGGCAUUUCCCGGGGAAUCAGAGCAGCCACGCGCGGCCCGGGAGCCCGGAGCUGCAGCGGCGGCGGCGGCAGCUGAGGAGGCGGCGGCGGGGCUGCCACCGCGGCGGUCACCCGCUCCCCGGGCGCGCAGCGAUCAUGGAGAGGGCGGCCCAGAGCUCAGACGGCGGCGGCGGCGGGGGCAGCAACAGCAGCAGCCGGAGCAGCAGCCGCGCCACCUCGGCGGGCUCCUCGCCCUCCUGCUCCCUGGCUGGCCGAGGGGUGGCCAGCCGCUCUGGGGCCGCGGGACUGGGCGGCGGGGGCAGCCGCAGCAGUCCCGGCUCGGUGGCCGCUAGCCCGUCCGGAGGAGGCGGCCGCAGGAGGGAGCCGGCGCUCGAGGGCGUGCUCAGCAAAUACACCAACCUCCUCCAGGGCUGGCAAAACAGGUACUUUGUGCUGGAUUUUGAGGCUGGCCUCCUGCAGUAUUUUGUGAAUGAGCAGAGCAAGCACCAGAAGCCCCGAGGAGUCCUGUCUUUGUCUGGAGCCAUCGUGUCCCUGAGUGACGAAGCUCCCCACAUGCUGGUGGUGUACUCUGCCAACGGAGAGAUGUACAAGCUGAGAGCUGCUGACUCGAAGGAGAAGCAGUUGUGGGUGACUCAGCUUCGAGCGUGCGCCAAAUACCACAUGGAGAUGAGUUCCAAGAUGAUGAACCAGGUGGAAGGCCAGCAGAAGAACCUCGUGCAUGCCAUUGAGUCCCUGCCAGGCUCAGGCCCCCUCACUGCCUUGGACCAGGACCUGCUUCUCCUGAAGGCUACCUCUGCCGCCACCCUCAGCUGUCUCGGGGAGUGCCUCAGCCUGCUCCAGCAGAGUGUGCGCCAGGUGGCGCCACCCAGCCACAAGCCAGGCGCCUCAGAGACCAUCCUGGGAUGGCAUGGGCCCACGUCACAUUCCACAGACCAACUGAAAAAUGGGACCCUUGGCUCUCUACCCUCCGCCAGUGCCAACAUAACAUGGGCGAUUCUACCGAACUCUGCAGAAGAGGAACACAGCUCACAGCCGGAGCCAGAGCCAGACUCAGGCCCUGAACUGGUUUUGUCCGAAGAAGAACAGAGCGACAAUGAGGACAAGGGAGAGGUGGAGCCGGGCGCCAUGGAGGAUCAGCGUAGUGUGAUCCUCCACCUCAUCUCGCAGCUCAAGCUGGGCAUGGACCUGACCAAGGUGGUGCUCCCCACGUUCAUUCUGGAGAAGCGGUCCUUGCUGGAGAUGUACGCAGACUUUAUGGCGCACCCUGACCUGCUGCUGGCCAUCACUGCCGGGGCGACGCCAGAGGAGAGAGUCAUUAGCUUCGUGGAGUAUUAUCUUACGGCCUUCCACGAGGGCCGCAAAGGCACCCUGGCCAAGAAGCCCUAUAACCCCAUCAUCGGCGAGACCUUUCACUGCUCCUGGGAGGUUCCUAAGGACAGAGUCAAGUCGAAGUGGACUUCCCCCAACCCUCCCAUUAGUGCUCACGAGCAUCCGAUGGCCGAUGACCCUUCUAAAAGCUAUAAGCUCAGGUUUGUGGCUGAGCAGGUAUCCCAUCAUCCGCCCAUCUCCUGCUUCUACUGUGAGUGCAAGGAGAAGAGACUGUGUGUCAACACUCACGUAUGGACCAAAAGCAAGUUCAUGGGCAUGUCCGUGGGGGUCUCUAUGAUAGGGGAAGGUGUGCUUCGACUUCUGGACCACGGGGAAGAGUAUGUCUUCACACUGCCCAGUGCCUACGCCCGCUCCAUCCUCACCGUGCCGUGGGUGGAGCUUGGAGGGAAGGUUAACAUUAGCUGUGCCAAGACUGGGUACUCUGCCACCGUGACGUUCCACACGAAGCCCUUCUACGGCGGGAAGGUCCACAGGGUCACAGCUGAAGUGAAACACAACCCAACCAACACCAUCGUCUGUAAAGCGCAUGGGGAGUGGAACGGCACCUUGGAGUUCACCUACAGCAACGGGGAGACCAAAGUCAUCGACACAACCACCCUGCCUGUGUAUCCUAAGAAGCUUAGACCCCUGGAGAAGCAGGGGCCCAUGGAGUCCAGGAACCUCUGGCAGGAAGUCACCCACUAUCUGAGGCUUGGGGACAUUGAUGCAGCCACAGAGCAGAAGCGACGCCUGGAGGAGAGGCAGAGGGUGGAGGAGAGGAAACGGGAGACCCUUCGCACACCGUGGCGACCCAAGUAUUUCAUCCCGGAGGGCGAUGGCUGGGUGUACUUCAACCCCCUCUGGAAGACACACUGAUGGGCGGAGGUGCAGUGCUUCUCGUAAUAGGCCGGGUUUUGUAGGAAUAAAAGUGGUACAGUAUCAAGAUUCCGUUGGUAUUUGCUGAAAUCUCUUGCUAGCAUCCAAGUCGGAGAGAGGGGUUACAUACUGUGAAACAUGCACCCCCAAAUUCUGCCUGAGGAUUUUAUUCAAGGGCAGCCGGGGCCCGUGGGCACACCUCGCACCCGCCAAGGCUGCCCUGGGUAACCCUGAGCUCCGUUUUAUUCACGAGAGUUGGUGUUCUUUAUUUCUCACAUUGCCACAGUCAUUCUGCCAUGGUCUUUCCCACUCACCGGCUUCUGUCAAGACGCAGGCUGAGGUGGCACAGCCUGGAAAGGGAGCGCAUUCCUGGCGGAGUGGGGAGUGGCCACUCGGCGGUAGGGGGCGUGGCUACUCGGCGGAAGGGGGAGUGGCCACCCGGCUAUGAUGCUUGUUCUGAUCCAAGGCUGUAUGUCCACAUCCUAGAAAGAGCAAGCAGGCCUUCCAGUUGCACAAAGCGACAGGAAGCCACUGGAGGCUGAUAUGGAACCUUCUAGAAGGGAGUGACUCCUGAGGAAUCAGGACCAGGCCCACCAAGUGGUUUUAUCCAAUCUCUCUGACACUUCUCAUGCCCAGAGCAUGAGACCCUGUGUUCUUCACAGCCGGAAAGAAAUCACACGGUCGUGAUAAAGGGCUCUGGAAGGUCAAUACACGCAUGCCUACACUACACGGACCACCACUGCCUCAUAUCUAGUUGGGGAAAGAGAACAAGUAGUCUUAUUUCUUUUCCUUAAUUUUGACCCAAGCUGCCAGAAAGCCUCUGUAACUAGGACAGCCACGAGCCCCAUGAGUCCCCCAGUGUCCCAGCUGAGAAUGUCUUCAGCCUCACACAGGUCAAACAUGGACCAAACAAAAUUGAGAAAAAGGAUGUCUAAUUUGAAUUUUACCCAGUGCUUAAUUUAUUUUUUACCAUGCCACCCAAUGAUAUUUAUAAAACUCAGUAGCAUGAAUGCUUCUCUGUAGUAAUACUAAUUUUGUGCCUUUUGUCUGCUUUCUUAAGACCAACUGUUGACACUUUGUAGAUAUUAGACAAAUAUAUUUCCAUUAAAUACUCUUGUGUCUUGUGUGUGUUAUUUUUAGGGAUUUUUAAAACUAUGUAUUAUGUGUGUGCGUGUGCUUGUAGAGGGUGCGGAAUCCCUUGGAGCCAGAGUCACACAUUAUUGUGAGUAAGCUGCCAGAUAGGGAUGCAGGCAGUUGACCACCACAGUCUUUGCAAGAGCAGUACAUUCUCUUAGCCACUGAGCUGUGUCUCCAGUCCUCAGCUGUGUUUUAAAUACACUGAGAAAGCCCCAGAUCAGCAUCAUUAGGGGCUGUUCUCAGUUCUAUAAAAGCAAAUGUUUGAGUCUCGUGUUUAGGGCCAACCCAAGCAGGACAAUUGAGAUGCCAUCUCUAUCAACAGUCCUGGAAGAACUGUAAGCCUGGACAAAAAGAACAAAUUCCUAGAAACACAUCCUACUAAGAAUGAGUCAUGAACUAAGAAAUUAGAAUAGAUCUAUAAAUAGCAAGGAGAUUGGACCAGUCACUUAAAAUUUC
This is a messenger RNA of Mus caroli (Ryukyu mouse), 3842 nucleotides long. It is a transcript of the gene Osbpl10, whose product is annotated as oxysterol binding protein like 10. NCBI's taxonomy places the organism in Eukaryota, Metazoa, Chordata, Mammalia, Rodentia, Muridae. Gene Ontology annotation, cellular component: membrane; cytosol. The record is from RefSeq and is a predicted model, not a curated record. Gene Ontology annotation, molecular function: cholesterol binding.